AUGUCGUCGUGGGUAUUGGCGGAGGGCCUGACCAGCGAGGUGACCUGCCCAAUCUGCCUGAACCUGUACCAGGACCCGGUGAGGCUGGAGUGCGAGCACAACUUCUGCCGGGCGUGCAUCGCCGACGCCUGGGGCGAGCUGGAGUCGGGCUUCAGUUGCCCCCAGUGCCAGGAGACCUUCCCCCAGCUGCGGCUCAAGAGCAACCGGCUGCUGGCUAACAUUGUGGAGAGGGUCCGGCAACUCCGGCUCGAUGCCGCCCCGAAUCCCUCGGCCGAUUCGGGUCCUGCGCUCUGCCCCCUCCACGAAGAGAAGCUCAAGCUGUACUGCCAGGACGAUCAGCAGGCCAUCUGUGUGGUGUGCGGAGUCUCCAAGGAGCAUAAGGGGCAUCGAAUCGUGCCUAUUCUCGAGACUAUGCAGUACUGCCAAGAAAAGCUGACGGAAUCUUCAGGGGAACUGGAGAAGCGGGUGGAAGCCAUCAGUAGGAUCGAAGCCAGUCAGGAAAAGGCAGUCCUGGAACUCAAGCAGGACAAAAUGGAGGCUAUAAAGAAACGCAUCGCCUCGGAGUUCGAAGCGAUGCACACCUUCCUGCAGGAGGAGAAGGCUGCGGUCCUGGGCAGGCUUCGGGAGGAGGAGCACAAGCUCCUGCAGGAGAUGCAGGAGAACCUGAAGAAGCUGCAUGCAGAGAAAUCCAGCCUGGAAACCAUGCUCGCCAGCAUUCAACAAAGACUCCGCGAGGAAGACCCGGUUUGCUUACUCCAGGAUGUCAAAGACCUGUCAGAAAGGCUGAAGCAAGGCGUUGCAAGUUGUGAGGUCGUGCCUGCCCGAAGGCUGAACAUCGGGUCAUUUCAAGGUCCCUUGCAGUACGCGGUGUGGAAGAAGAUGAGAAACCGGAUCAGUCCAGUGCCAGCCCCGCUGACCCUUGACCCUCGCUCCGCCAACCCGUACCUGGUGCUCUCAGAGGAUUUGACUGCCGCCAAGUAUUCGUACGCCUCGCAGCAGCUUCCUGACAACUUGGAGCGUUUCGACUUCUGCGCCUGUGUGCUGGCCUCGGAGGGCUUUGAGUCUGGCAAGCACUACUGGGAGGUGGAUGUGGGCAGACAGCCGGACUGGGACGUAGGGGUAGCGGCGGAGUCCAUCGACCGGGAGGGCUGGGUAAUUCUCACCCCGGAGAACGGCUUCUGGACCUUCGGCCAUGUGGAGCGCUCCAGGAUCGGCGUCUACCUGGACCAUGAGGAGGGCCAGGUGUCGUUCUAUGAUGCUGAGGACAUGGCCCACCUCCAUACCUUUGUGGACACCUUUAGCGAGAAGCUCUUCCCGUUCUUUUACCCCAGUGCAGACACCAACACUGACCCUCUCAAAAUCUGCCACCAGGUUAUCUGAGAGCUGGGGGUUUUGAAGUGGUUGG
This is a messenger RNA of Stegostoma tigrinum, 1405 nucleotides long. Its product is annotated as zinc-binding protein A33-like. The coding region runs from base 1 to 1380 and encodes 459 amino acids. Gene Ontology annotation, molecular function: zinc ion binding; protein binding. Lineage: Eukaryota; Metazoa; Chordata; Chondrichthyes; Orectolobiformes; Stegostomatidae. The record is from RefSeq and is a predicted model, not a curated record. The transcript is spliced from 6 exons.